Molecule: messenger RNA, 1741 nt
Organism: Paramecium pentaurelia
Lineage: Eukaryota; Ciliophora; Oligohymenophorea; Peniculida; Parameciidae
Source: the annotation of a GenBank genome assembly
AUGAAAUUAAAUACAUAAAGAAUUAUUCCAAGUCUUAAGCCUAAAUUACCUUAACAACAGUAGUCAAGAUAAGAAGAGUGUUCCAAAAAAGGAUAUCGUGGCCAAUCAGCUGAAAAUAAAAUUACUACCAAGAUGCAGUAAUUAUUAUUUAUUAAAUCCAGAAUAGAAUUGAUAACAAAGCUAACACUCCAGAAAUGAUUAGAGUUUUAAAUAGCAACUUUAGUCCUACUACUAAAUAUACAGAUAUUCCAAAAACAAUUAAAUAAAAAGUCAUUAACUAACCAUCUAAAAUUCCAAUUAGUAACAGAACAUAGAAAAGCUAAUCCAUAGUUGUAGAAUUUGAUUAACCAAAGAAUAGAAUAUCUUCUUAAUUCAAAUCUCCUAAAGAAGUGACUCCAACUAAAAAAUAAUCUUAACCGAUUUUGCAAUAAUCAUAGAGAUUGACUAUUAAAAAUUAAUCUACAACAACUUAAUAAAAGAUGACUUAAGAAAAAUCAAAUAAUAAUUUAAAGUGCAAUGAUGUUAAUAAAUUAGAAUAAAGAAUAAAAACUUAACAAAAUGAAAGGUAGAAAUAAGAAUAAAAAAUCAUUUAAAAGAUGCCUUUGAAAAAAGUAAAUCCAAAAAAAGAGAUAAUUACUAAACCCUAAAUUGAUAAGCCUUCAUAAAUUAUGUCAACUAGAUAAAUUCCAUCAAGAUAAUCAUUUUCUCCAUCAAAUCAAGUUACAAAGACUGCAUAAACAACAAGGGGUCACUCUCCUUCAACUCAUUUAAACGAUGUUUAAAAUGGAAAAUUAUCAGCCCUUUUAGUAAUCUUAAUUUUAUAUUAGACUGUAAUUAGGCCAAUUUUUAAAGAAGCAAAAUAUUAUUAGACUUCUGUAAUACAUUUUUUGAGAGAAGAGUUUUUUCCUAAUACUUCACCAUAUUAAGUGCAAUAUAAAAUUGAAUUUCAAGAGUAAAAAGACUAUUUUAAAACAAAAUUCUGUGAUCAUUUUAAUCUAACUUAUAACUCUUUAAAACAUUGUUCUCAAUUGACCUCAAAAAAGCCUAUAACCUCAAAAUUAUUAAAUCCUCCAAAAAGGCCAACUUUUUCAUCUGAAACUAUUAAAACUCUAGUUUUUGAUCUUGAUGAAACAUUAAUUCAUUGCAACGAUAUCAAUGAUAAUCCUACAGAUUUUAAAACAAUUAUUCAUAUUCCUAAUGAACCAGAAACAGAAGUAAACUAAUUUAAAUAUUAUUAGAUACGUUUUAAUAUAAGACCACAUUGUUAAUAAAUGUUGAAGGCUCUAUCUUAAUUUUAUGAAUUGAUACUAUUCACUGCUUCAUAUAAGGAAUAUGCAGAUAAGAUUUUACAAUAUAUUGAUCCCAAAGCAAAUCUCUUUUCAUAUCGAUUCUAUAGGGAAAACUGUUUAGAACUAGAAGAGGGACUUCUAGUUAAAGAUCUAAGAGUAAUUGAAGGCCGAAAGUUAGAAGUAAACUUAAUUUAAAUCACUAGAAUAUGGCAAUAAUUGAUAAUUCUGCUUAUUGUUACAUUUAUUAAUUGGAUAAUGGUAUUCCAAUUAUUCCCUUUGAAGAAAACAAAAAAGACAAGGAGUUAAUCUUUAUGGCAGACUAUCUAAUUAAAUGUGAAAAAUAAUUAAAUUGGCUCCAGCAUCAUAAAUAACACUUUCAAAACGAACUAUACCUCCAGUGUUCAUCAAUAGAAGAAUGUAUACAAAGAUUAUUAUAAACAUAAAAUUAUUGA